AUGGCUUUCAAGUCUGGCUUCAGCGAGCGGCUAGACGAGCUGCGUUUUCCAUCUCCUCGUUCUCCUCCAGUCGAUGCCCCGUUCUCUCAUACCCCCCUCUCUCCCCCAGCUAGCAUGAUGUCGGCCUUUUCGCGUCCCACCACCGACGUUCGCGCCAACCUCCAGCGCCGAUUCACUACUGACGCCAGCAAAUUAUCGUCCUGGAGCUUCUUGAACCAGCAGCCCAUAACUUCGGCUGAAUCUUUGGAUUUGCUAUCUUCGAUCGAAAAGAAGCGACAGCAUAUAGAAUAUAUGCGCGAGCAGAGGAAGCGGUUCGAGGCUGAUAUGAAGUUGCUAGACUUGCAACACGAAAGGGAGAGACAAGAGAUCGACCAAUUGGCUCGCGAUCUUGCGCAGGCUGGUCUGACUGGCCCAGUCAGUGAGCCAACGACACCACCAGAAUAUCGAGACAGCGGCUUUCCUUCAGCGUUUGCUCGUCCAACUCGUUUCUCAACCUCUAGUGUGACCUCGUCUCCAGGUAUCUUCAACAUUUUCUCACCCUCACAGGUGACUUCGCCUCCGCCAGCCCCCCAGACAAGGAAUGGUGCUACUGCAACCUCAAACAACCAUCGCUUCUCUGUCCAUUCAGUACCUGGAUCCAGACGUAAUUCUGAAGAAGAAGAAUACUUCCCAGACUCAGUAGCCACUUAUAGGCAAGGUCCAUCCAUACAUCGUUAUUCUAUGCCUACAACGAGCCUGGCUGCUCAGUUGAAAUCUGUCACAGCAAGCUACAACAGUCCAGCAAUGGAGCCGUUUAAUGCUGCUCGACUUCUCUUUGGUGAUGAGAAAAACGAUCCUAAAGACGAGGACCGUUUGCCUACACCUGACAUUAAGAGUUAUCUGAAGAUGACGGACCCUGAUGACAAGUUUCCAACACUGUCUCAUAACUCAGGUAUUCUUUCUGCCAAUUCUGACGCGUUGGAUUUGGCCAAUUCUCGUGCCCCAGAGCCGUGGAGUUCUCACCACAGUCGCUACCGAUCGAUGCCACAGGGGGAUUUGAACAUGUUUCGUCCUGAGAACCAGUUUGGAAAACAACUGGGAAGCGACUCAGCGUCUACAUCUCGCCAUGUCGCUCGCCAUUCUGUGGAGCUGAAUAUGUAUCUUGGGAAGCAGGAACCGACCACUCCAACCGCUGGUUCCUCUGCUCGCCCAGGUUCUCUGCAGUCAUCUUAUUCCACGAAUGACCUACCAACUGUGAAAGGAAACGGCUUUACCAGUACUGCUAUCACGCCUCCCAGAAACCAUGCUGAACAGUUUCAUCAGCAUAAUGCCAGUCUAGGUCGUAUCCCUGCUGGCGUUGCGAACCCUCGCUCGGCCAAACAAUCCCCUGAACGCGAGGAUUCGACUCUUGUUUCCAAUGGCGGCCCACAGUCAGGACUUCAGGCAACUGCGACUCCUUUUGGACCCCAAUUAGCUUCUGUAGCAAGUCCUUCUCUUGCGGGACAGAACGGUUCCUCUGGUCUUGCCAAUUUUCAACAAGCGCAAUUCUAUCCAUACACUGUUCAACCCUACGCAAACAAUGGCGUCGGUGUCAAUGGUGGAGCAAACCAAAAUUUCACCGGUCAAGUUCCCUACUCUGGAUUCAGUCAAAACGGCAUGUAUCAGCUACCUAGGGCUUCAGCACGCCCCAAUAAUGCUGCUCUUAACCGCGGCGGUGAGAGCGAAGCGCAGCAGAUUUCGCGUUUCAACAAUCUUCCCUUGGAGCAAUACAAGGGCGAACUUUACGGUCUGUGCAAAGAUCAGCAUGGUUGUCGCUAUCUCCAGCGCAAACUCGAGGAACGCAACCCCGAGCAUGUGCAGAUGAUUUUCGCUGAGACGCAUAUGCACGUGGUUGAGUUAAUGACUGAUCCUUUUGGCAACUACUUGUGUCAAAAGCUCCUUGAAUACUCGAAUGACGAUCAGCGCACUCGCCUCAUUCACAAUGCAGCACCUCAGUUGGUUCCUAUCGCCCUCAAUCAACACGGCACUCGAGCGCUCCAGAAGAUGAUCGAAUUUGUUUCCACCCCACAACAGAUUCAGAUGGUCAUCGACGCUUUACGUGGCCAUGUUGUAGAUCUGGUGCAAGACCUGAAUGGAAACCACGUUAUACAAAAGUGUCUUAAUCGAUUGUCUGCUGAAGACGCUCAGUUCAUCUAUGACGCCGUUGGUGCUCACUGUGUAAUUGUUGGCACUCAUCGCCAUGGCUGUUGCGUGUUGCAGCGAUGCAUUGAUCAUGCCUCUGGAGAGCAACGUGCUCGUCUUAUCGCGCAGAUUACUUCCAACGCUUUCUCACUGGUCCAGGACCCCUUUGGAAACUAUGUCGUCCAGUAUAUACUUGACCUCUCUGAGCCGCACUUCACCGAGCCACUAUGCCAGAGCUUUUUGGGCAAUAUUCCUCCAUUGUCGAAGCAGAAGUUCAGCUCCAACGUCAUCGAGAAAUGCUUGCGUACCGCUGAAUAUCCCAUGCGCCGCCGCAUGAUCGACGAAAUCCUGGUGCCGCGUGAGCUUGAUGCAAUGCUGCGUGACUCUUACGCAAACUACGUGGUUCAAACUGCGAUGGAUUUCGCUGAUGCUGACAACCGUAACCGUAUCAUUGAGGCCGUUCGUCCUAUUUUGCCCUCAAUCCGUCAGACUCCUCAUGGACGCCGCAUUGCUGGCAAGAUCGCGGGAGCUGAGUCGUCCGGUCGUACCAGCGGUAACCCAAGUGGUCAAGCUACACCCAAUGACUUGACUUCUGGUCAACUUCCUGUCUCCAUGCAGGUACCACCGAAGCCUUUCAUGCAGUCACCACAAGGUGGAUCAUUCAAUGGCAAUGGAUCUGCGACCCAGCCGUUCAAUUCUCAGCAGCCACUUGUCUCAUCAGCUAACAAUUUCAACGUUGGACCUGCUACAGCUGGUCCGUCUGAGGUUUCAAACUUCGCCCAUACAUCCAAUCAAGCCCUUCCUCAGAGUCAGGCUUAUGGCAACGUUGGCAAUGGUUUUUACUAAGUUGAUUUUCUUUUCGAAUCAAUGCAUCAUCUACUCACUUUCCGUGCAGUACACGGACUUUGUAUUUUACCUGAGACGAUGCCACGAUCUUAUGAACUUACGGCCCCACACAUGAACAUGCGUCGACGCUAUGGUUUUGGAUAGGAAAGAUGUUCGUUAUUUGGACGCAGUCAACACGAUUAUCUCUGCGAUAUGAUUGUCGAUGCAAUUCCAAGAUCUUUUACCAUACAUUUCCUGUUUACAGACGUAUAUCAUGAUGGAAUUGUACAACCCUUCUUAUUUUAUUCUCACUCAUUCUGCAUGCACAUGAGGUAUCUCUGAAAGUGAAAUUAAGACUCGUUCCGAUCUUCUUUCAUUGAUGCUUCAUGCGAUGUGCUUUGUUUUAACUGAUUCGCUUUUUCCUCUCCUUCUCUUUCUUAUGUUUGUGUAUUUGCUUUAUGUUAUCUAUGAUUCGUGCUUUUUUUUCUCAUUUCCUAUUCAAAUGGCACCUGAGAAAUUAUUCAUUUCACAAUGGACAUCUCCCAAGGCCUAUGUACACAUGUUUUCCAUUUCAACUCAUUGACUAUCUUUCUUCGUCUCCCCUGGUCUAGAUUCUUCGAACAGUGUGCGGCGGGUGUUCACGUUUGACCAUCGUCGAGCUAGCAACGAGGGGAGAUCGACUGUAUUGUCAUUAGGCUGUUUGUUUCUUUCGGCUUAGCUCUAGAUGAAUGUACCCAUACCUUUU
This is a messenger RNA of Talaromyces stipitatus ATCC 10500, 3730 nucleotides long. Its product is annotated as RNA-binding protein, putative. The coding region runs from base 1 to 3006 and encodes 1001 amino acids. The record is from RefSeq and is a predicted model, not a curated record. Gene Ontology annotation, molecular function: mRNA binding. NCBI's taxonomy places the organism in Eukaryota, Fungi, Ascomycota, Eurotiomycetes, Eurotiales, Trichocomaceae. Gene Ontology annotation, cellular component: cytoplasm. Gene Ontology annotation, biological process: post-transcriptional regulation of gene expression. The transcript is spliced from 5 exons.